Molecule: messenger RNA, 810 nt
Organism: Nematocida ausubeli
Lineage: Eukaryota; Fungi; Microsporidia
Exons: 1
Coding region: 1-810 (269 amino acids)
Biological process (GO): COPI coating of Golgi vesicle
Molecular function (GO): GTPase activator activity
Source: RefSeq, a predicted model, not a curated record
AUGAAUGAAAGGAUAAUAAAUAAAAGCGGAAAUAAGAACUGCAUCCUCUGCGGAAAUAAAAACCCAAGCUGGGGCUGCCUGCCUUUCGCCAUACUAGCAUGCACAAAGUGCGCAGGCGGCAUAAGAGAACUAGGAACAAGCGUAUGCUCCGUAAAGUCACUCCUUCUCGAUGAAGUUGACGACGACUUCUUGCACCCCUUCAUAACAGGCAGCAAUUCCCUCUUCCUGGACUGGUACGCAAAGAAGUCAAAGGAAGACCUAAAGCCAGCCUUCUUUAAGACAGCACUCGCAAAAGAAUACGCAAAAGACCUGAAAGAAGGGAAAAUAAAAGAGAAAACCAUCACAAGCGCACCCACCCUCAAGAAUACCCCACUAGACCAGACUAAAAAGACCCAAAGGAAGUCAAAACUCAAAUUCCUCACAGAAAAUGACGCAGGCAGUGAUGAAGAACCAGAAGAAAGAGAAGAAAAACAAGAAGAAAGACAAGAAGAAAUCUUAAAGAAAAAGACAAUCAGAAGAGUACCAGGCAGGAUACAAACAGAUGAUGCAAGUGCCAUCUCCAGAUUAGGCAUGUUCAAGAACGUAAAGGACAUGACAAAACAGACAGAAGAAUCUACCCUAGCAAAGCAAACAGGAAGAAAUAAUUCACGCGUCAUAACAGAUGACCCACAGAAUGAAACAAAACAAGAAAUAGUUAAAGGAAAGAACUUUAUUGGGAGUGCAGAUGCACCAAAGGAAACUGUGACAGACCGCCUUAAGAAUAGCCUGGAGAAAGGGAAGAAUACACUUUUAAAUACAUUCAAAAAAUAA